This is a messenger RNA of Closterium sp. Yama58-4, 891 nucleotides long. NCBI's taxonomy places the organism in Eukaryota, Viridiplantae, Streptophyta, Zygnematophyceae, Desmidiales, Closteriaceae. The record is from the annotation of a GenBank genome assembly.
AUGGCCACAGGCGAGUGGCUGCUGAUGAGACAGGCACGUGCUAGGGCGCGGGAGCGAGGCGUGCUGGUGGCAGAUCUGGUGGAGGAAGGUCAGAGCGUGACAGUGGCUCGGGGAGGGCAGGGCGGCAGGGGCAACGCCUGCAUGGGUCGAGUGAAACCGUGGCAGAUGGAAGAAUCGGAUUUGUCGCAUGAGAAGGGCAGUGCAGGGAGCAGGGCGGUGGUGGCUCUAGAGCUCAAGACAGUGGCGGAUGUGGGGCUGGUGGGGCUGCCCAAUGCUGGCAAGAGCAGCCUCCUGCGCGCGCUCUCCCGUGCCAAACCUAGAGUGGGCUGGUACCCCUUCACCACCCUGCACCCUCAGCUGGGUACUGUGAAGGUUGGGGGAGAGGGUGCCUGGGAGGGGGACGACGGGGGUGGGGGAUGGAACGUGCUGGGGGCGGGAGAGGCGAGGGGUGACGGCGCGUGGGGGGGAGACGGGGACGAGGAAAAUGAGGGGGAUGAGGAUGUGUUGAGGGAAGAUGGAGGAUUCGUAGGAGGAGGUGGAUUGAGAGGGUUGGAAGGGGUUCCUGGUGGUGAGAUGGGGUUUACAGUGGCAGAUAUUCCGGGCUUGAUAGGCGGCGCACACAGGGACAGGGGGCUGGGGCUGUCGUUUCUAAGGCAUGUAGAGCGCACCAAAGGGAUUGUUUACGUCCUCGAUAUGAGUGGCUCCGCUACCGGUACUGUCUCAGGUGACCUUGGCGCCUCCGAACCAGGCGCAACGGAACCGAGUGCAACCGAACCUAUUGCAACCGAACCUAUUGCAACCGAACCUAUUGCAAUCGAACCUAGCGCUACCGGACCUAGCACAGUGUCGGCCGGGGCCCUCCCCCCUGGCAGCAGCUGCAGGUGCUGGUGA